GAUAUUUAUUAUAUAGUCUGAACUCAAUUACCAGUAUUAGAAUUAGGACAACAGUCAAAGCUUGAACUUCAUUCUUAUCAUAUCACUAUCGUCGACAUCAACAUGUCUUCGCUCGCAAAUUCAUCAUCAUCCUCUCGCACGUCUUCAAUAAGCUCAACAUCGAGUUCGAAAAGUUUGAGCGACAGCACAAAUGCAGGUAUUGGGAAGAAGAAGUUUUGCUGUAGUUUUGCGGGGUGUGGAAAGUCGUUUUCAAGGAGUGAACAUUUACACCGUCACGCGUUAAACCACAAGGAUGGAAAUCAUACCUGUCUGCGCUGCCGUGCACACUUUCGACGUCGCGACCUUCUUGAUAGACAUAUGAAUCGUCACAAGGAGAAGGAUGAUGAAGCUGGUGGCGAGGGACUAGGCGUAUUGGCCACCAGAAAAAGACUUUGGAGAGACGCAGACGGAAACAUUGUUGCUACAAGAAGACCAUCAUACGUACAAGAAGGUACCAAACGCAGACAAACAACCACGAGGGCAGACAGAAAAAUGAAAGUCAGCAUUCAAUCCGAUUCUCAAGAUCAAGUCGGCAGUCACCAAUUACUAUCUCCACCAAUGAACACUCCCACCAUCAGAUCAAGAUCGCCAUCUACAAUUGUGGUGGAUAGCGGAAGAUCAUACCCGGAAGCUGAGGGCCACCAGAGAUUCGAAUCACAUCACCCUGUUCCAUGGAAUGGUAUGACUGCAUCAAUACCAUCACCACCAACCUCAGAAUCUAGCAUUCACUCAGCAGGCCAAUCUCCAGCGCCUGAACUCGGUGAUCUUGAUGGUCUCUACGAAGAAACCACAUGGCCUGCCAUUCCAAAUGGUCUACCUCAGGCUCCUCUCAAUCGCCAACUUCCUGAGCCUACCGAAUACAACAUGGGACCUUCACAUCAUUGGGGCUCGCAACCCUUUCAAACAUUCAUGGGGGCAAUGCCGGAGGUUCCCGGGAGCUACGAUGAUAUCUUCAAGCCAGAUCCAGGAAUGUACGAGUGGCAGAUGCCGCAAUGGAAUAACCAGAUGCUUAUGUCAAGAGUGAGAGAGGAGAAGCCUGGGUACGAAGCGCAAGAAGAGCCAAAGAGGGAAUGGGGUUAUUCGUAUUCUGCGCAAGGGGGCAAUUUUCACAGGACCUAUGGUGUUGGAAGAUGUUGAGAUGGGAAAUGAAAUCAUGAAUAAAUGAAUCAAUGGUUAUGAAUAUCGAUCUGGUUCUGUUUGAAUAUUUGUGUGAAAUUAGCGGUUGAUACCAUAGAAGUUUUGAUAUUUUAUAGCAAUUGAAGACAUCAACUGUCGUUGCUCUCAAUCUCGCAAUUAUUUUCACUGGCAAAAUCGGGAAGGACA
Botrytis cinerea B05.10 is the source of this 1362-nucleotide messenger RNA. RefSeq lists its product as hypothetical. NCBI's taxonomy places the organism in Eukaryota, Fungi, Ascomycota, Leotiomycetes, Helotiales, Sclerotiniaceae. Gene Ontology annotation, molecular function: RNA polymerase II cis-regulatory region sequence-specific DNA binding; DNA-binding transcription factor activity, RNA polymerase II-specific. Gene Ontology annotation, biological process: regulation of transcription by RNA polymerase II. The transcript has 2 exons. Bases 103 to 1176 code for a protein of 357 amino acids. The record is from RefSeq and is a predicted model, not a curated record. Gene Ontology annotation, cellular component: chromatin.